Molecule: messenger RNA, 1785 nt
Organism: Cucurbitaria berberidis CBS 394.84
Lineage: Eukaryota; Fungi; Ascomycota; Dothideomycetes; Pleosporales; Cucurbitariaceae
Exons: 3
Coding region: 1-1785 (594 amino acids)
Source: RefSeq, a predicted model, not a curated record
AUGGCGUAUCGCGAUCAGCCAGAGCCUCACCAGGCUCCAUAUUCGUCCUCGUAUGAGGGAAGCUACGAGUCGCGGCCCUACCACGACCGGAAUCCGCAAUAUCAAUUUCCUACAAAUCAAACGUCCCGCGCUUCCUCGAGCGCUGCGUCCGACGGCCACCAGCAGCCUGCCCAGCAACCGCUAAAGAACGCAAUUGGAAAUGCCUUCGACAAGUCGGACGCGGCGAGGGUCGUCGAUCCAGAUCUUAUUGCGCAGAUCACGGCCGAAGUGAAGCGAUCAGUCCUCGAUGAAAUCAAGUUAGGAGUCAUGGCGGGUGCGACGCAACCACAGCCCGCACCCGUAUCACCACAGCAAUACGUUCCACCGUCGCCCGCGUCCAUGUCUGCCUCGGUUCCACCACGAGACCUAUAUACACCUCCAUCGCCAAAGCACACGGACUUCCACAGCCAAGCUGCCGCAACUGCUGACCCCUUGUUGCGCGACCCACUGCUCAGUGGGGACGACGAUGCCCCCACGCCUCGUUGCGGAAGAAGUGCCCCCGUCGACAUACCUCAAGAGCGAUCAUCUGCACGGCCAACUCACGCGCCAAGGAUGGCCACCGAUGACUAUACCCCGAUUGAGAAGAUGUGGCAGCGCCUCUUUGACCCGGACAACCAGCCCCUGCCCCGCCUAGGCGAGUUCUUGCGGGGUCUGGCACUGCAUCUGAUCGAAGACUAUGAACCGAAAAAGAGCUUGGUCAUCUCCCCGUCCAAGAUGCUCAAGUUCUAUGAAGAGGUGAAAAUAAAAGAUGAGAUCUGCCCAUGGCAAGCAAUCUUCGGGGAGCUCUCCUACUCAUCACUGUCCAAAAUCUACCGCGAUAUGCGGUGCCAACAUCAUCUUAUACAGGAACACCCUGCUGAGCAGCCAUAUAUUCCCGCGCUCACACCCCAAGGCUUUCAGGAGUGGAUGACCGCAAUGAUCCAAGCGUAUCCAGAUGCUGAGUACGAACGAGUAGCCAAAGCUGUGCUGGAUAUGCCCAUCAGUAAUGCCGACGACCGCAAGGAGAGGUUCCCGAAAGAGCUCCCUCGAAGGAUGUUUCCAACGACUGAAAACCUGCAAGCACAGCAACGAUGCGCCGCAGCACUUUCGUCAGAGGGUGUUGGUCCCCUGCGCAAGUCGCCAACCUUCCCACCACCUCCCCCCAAGAGUCAAGCCGCCCCAGCCCCGAGUCUAGAGAGAGAACGCAGUCCAUAUGUCUCACAGCCAGAAUCGAGGUCUUUCGAGUCCGAAGACGAACCCAAAUCGACAUCCGCCCCAAUUGAACGACAGCGGCAGCCCUAUGCAGCCACUCCAGGUGCAGGGAAGACGUACGACGAUGAUCUUAGCCGAAGCACGCACUCAGAAGCAGCAGCGAACACACAGCGCAGACGAGCACAAUCAACUACUGGCCAACAGCCAUGGGGGCCUCAACCCACCGACGCGUAUCAAUCCCGUGCCGGCUCAACGGCCAACACUCGUCGAACCAGAAGCCCAAGCUUCUCCAACUACGGCACGCAAUCUGAUCCAUCCUUCCGAGACAUUCCCGCUAGCUACUACGCGUCAAACCUGCCCGAUAUUGAUGAUGAUCCCCGUCGAUACAGCAAAGACGCUGACGGCAAAAGGCACGACCGGCAUCGAAGGAGUACAGGCGGGACAAACGGCUCACUUGAUUCACAGGCUCGGUCAGUAUAUGAUGACGACGACUACAGAGGCAGAGGAGGCAGCAAUGGCUACGAUAGUCGAGGCUACGAUUUCCGCCGCUACUAG